AAACAUAAGCGUGAGCGGGGGUCGCGCUGCCAUUCCCCCCGAGCUCUAUGCUAUGAAGACUAUGGCCCCUUACUUUCUCCUGGCGCUCCUCGCCACUGCGCUGAGUCCGGGUCAGAGCUACACCCUGAGGAGCGCCGUGUCCUGGGUCUUCUCCUCCAACGAUGUGGUGGAGGACGCGGACCUGUCGGAGGAGGUGGCCCCGGCGCUGCUGGUGGACGGCGCGGGGCUAUGGAAGCAGGCGUACCCGACCUCCACAGUCCUCGGAGACAGCGUUGAGAGCCCCGGGGAGCUGGUGACGUCCGAGGGUGACGAAGUGGCGCAGCUGUCCUCCCGCCUGUUUUCAUACCGGCUGGAGAAGGUGAAGAGUUCCGCCACCGGUGCGGCUCCUCCGCCGCCACCGCACCAGGAGACCGCCCGGACCGCCCGAUACAUAGCGCACUACAGUGACUGGGGACAUGUGUCCACCAUCUCUACACAGGACAAGAUUAAAGGUCUCCCAUUUGGGAACAUCUUCUCAGUCAGCGAUGGACCAGGGGACAACAGCUCUGGAGUUAUCUACUUCUACAUGACUCCAAUGGACAACACUGUGAUAGACCUGAGAAGUAACCCGUAUGCUUCUCUCACCUUCUCAGAGGCAGAGGGGAACUUCUGCAGGCAAAUGGUGUAUGACCCAGAGGAUCCAAGAUGUGCUCGACUCACACUGACAGGCAAGAUGGUGGAUGUGCUGCCAGAGGAGCUCGCGGUUGCAAAGGAGGCAAUGUUCUCCAGACAUCCCGACAUGGCAAAGUGGCCAGUGGAACACAAGUGGUUCUUCAUGAAGCUGGAGUUGAUCCAGGUAUGGCUGCAGAACUGGGUCGGGGGCGUUAAACUCAUUCCAAUCGAGGACUACUAUAAAGCAACACCCUUCUGAGAAUAUCCCUCCCUCUGCAUCAUGCCUACAGAAACAGAUCAGUCAUCUGGCUGCACCAGGUUCCUGUGUGAUUGUAUUUUAAAUCAGUGAGCUUAUUAAACUUAAAUGUCACAGUAAUCACUGCUACUAUGAACAGGCCUGUGUCAUUAACAAAUUAUUUUUAAACAAUGAAUGACUACUAUUGUAUGGGUUUGCAUCAAGCUAUAUUUGCUGUCCGAGAAAUAAAUUGUGACAACACAACUUUUUAGCAUAUUUACUUAUUUUUUUAUGAUGGUGCAUACAGAUAACAUUUAGGUGAAUGCAGCUGAAGAUAAGGCCACUAGAUGACGUGCUUCCUACUUGUUGAAGGAGGAGCGGCUGCAGCUCCAGGGCAGAAUAAAAGAAGCAGACAGCUUUCAACUAUGGCCAGUUUUUCUCAGCUGGUAAAUGAUAAGAUAAAAUAAGCAGCUUUUAAUGUGUUAACUUUGGCUUUGGGGAAUAAUGAUGGGCAUCUAAUUUCUGUAAUAAACUGAACAUUCUAUCAGUUAUUUAAAAAAAAAUUGGCAGGUGUGUUUUAAAUAAGAGCAGUUCAGGGUAUAAAAGUCUACCCUCAGGUUUUAUCUGUGUUACUUGAAAUAAAGAAAAAAAAUGAUCAAGCAAUUUGAUAAAACACGUUCCAAUUGUAUUAUCCCAAAUGUACGCCUCUUAUGGUGAACACACCAUAUAUAAUAGAUACCAUUUUAAAAAUAUAUUUUAAACCACACCUGUCUAUGUAUUGAUAAAAAUCAAUAUAUACAUAUAUGCAUGUAUAUGUUUAUUUAAAUAUGUCUUCUAUAAAAUGCACAAUCACAAUAUACGUCCUUGUGCAAUAAUUCUGUACAACUCAAAUAAGUUUCUCUAGAAAUGUUUUCGAUCUUUUUGAAAGGUGUAUAUUAUGUACAUAUUCAUAUUUGUAUUUUUAUCCUAUCAUUUCACCAUUCAUACUAUUCAUACUUCCAAGUGUUCGCCACCUUGCUUGCACUAUGUACUGCCGUAAAAGUUUAUUUCCCCUGCACAUGACCAAUAAAGUCUCUUACCUCCUUCUCUUAGAACAAAUAAAUUCAAUAGGUCAGUA
This is a messenger RNA of Platichthys flesus (European flounder), 2003 nucleotides long. RefSeq names its product cellular repressor of E1A-stimulated genes 2 (gene creg2). The record is from RefSeq and is a predicted model, not a curated record. Lineage: Eukaryota; Metazoa; Chordata; Actinopteri; Pleuronectiformes; Pleuronectidae. The coding region runs from base 53 to 910 and encodes 285 amino acids. The transcript has 4 exons.